ACCCCUCAGGGACGCGCGCGCGCCGGGGGCUCGGGUGCCGGGAGUCGGGGCGCCGCCGUCGCUGCUGGGCCCGGGGCGCGUGGCUGCGGCUGGGCCGGGCGGCGCCGCACACCUGAGGCGGGGCGCUGUCAGGGCCGCUGAGCCGGGCUCGUGGGGACGAGCCGGGCAGUGAUUGGAGACGCCGAGUUCACCUUCAGCUAUGGCCCGGAGAGCUUAGCGGGGGCCCGGACGCCGCCCCCCACAACCCCAGGCUCCCAUCCCUCGGCGCCGCAUCCUGCCGGCCUCGCCGCCCGGCUUGUGCCGGGCUACGGCUCUCGCCCGGAGCCCUCCCUGGCUCCGGCCCGCGUCUCCCGGCGGCGGCGCCGUGCGGAGCGGCUCCCCCUCCUCUUCCUCCGCGUCCUCUUCCCCCUCUCCACCGCCGGGCCCGCUUGUUGCACCGCCCCGCGGCCUGCGGGAGCCGCUCGCCCGGGCCGGGCUCUGGCCUUGUGCUUGCCUCUGCACUCUCUCCUUCUGGCCCCCGGGGCCCUCACACGAGCCCGGCCGGUGGGACCCCGGCCCGACCCCGGCCGUCCGCACAAAAUGUCGGCCCGGACGCCAUUGCCGACGGUGAACGAGCGGGACACGGAGAAUCAUACAUCUGUGGAUGGAUACACUGAGCCACACAUCCAGCCUACCAAAUCAAGUAGCAGACAGAAUAUCCCCCGUUGUAGAAACUCUAUUACAUCAGCAACAGACGAACAGCCUCACAUUGGAAAUUACCGUUUACAGAAAACAAUAGGGAAGGGAAAUUUUGCCAAAGUGAAAUUGGCAAGACAUGUUUUAACUGGUAGAGAGGUUGCUGUGAAAAUAAUAGACAAAACUCAACUAAAUCCUACCAGUCUACAAAAGUUGUUUCGGGAAGUACGAAUAAUGAAGAUAUUGAAUCAUCCUAAUAUAGUAAAAUUGUUUGAAGUUAUUGAAACGGAGAAGACCCUCUAUUUAAUCAUGGAAUACGCAAGUGGGGGUGAAGUAUUUGAUUACUUAGUUGCCCAUGGAAGAAUGAAAGAAAAAGAGGCCCGUGCAAAAUUUAGGCAGAUUGUAUCUGCUGUACAGUAUUGUCAUCAGAAGUGCAUUGUUCACCGUGAUCUUAAGGCUGAAAAUCUUCUCCUUGAUGCUGAUAUGAAUAUUAAAAUUGCUGACUUUGGUUUUAGUAAUGAAUUUACAGUUGGGAACAAAUUGGACACGUUUUGUGGAAGCCCACCCUACGCUGCUCCGGAGCUUUUCCAAGGGAAGAAGUACGACGGGCCGGAAGUGGACGUAUGGAGCCUUGGCGUCAUUCUCUAUACGUUAGUCAGUGGCUCCCUGCCUUUUGAUGGCCAGAAUUUAAAGGAACUACGGGAGCGAGUAUUACGAGGGAAGUACCGUAUCCCCUUCUAUAUGUCCACAGACUGUGAAAAUCUGCUGAAGAAAUUGUUAGUGCUGAAUCCAAUAAAGAGAGGCAGCUUGGAACAAAUAAUGAAAGAUCGAUGGAUGAAUGUUGGUCAUGAGGAAGAAGAACUAAAACCAUAUACUGAGCCUGAACCAGAUUUCAAUGACACAAAGAGAAUAGAUGUUAUGGUCACCAUGGGUUUUGCACGAGAUGAAAUAAAUGAUGCCUUAAUAAAUCAGAAAUAUGAUGAAGUUAUGGCUACUUAUAUUCUUUUAGGUAGAAAACCACCUGAAUUUGAAGGCGGUGAGUCGUUAUCCAGUGGGAAUUUGUGUCAGAGAUCCAGGCCCAGCAGUGACCUAAACAACAGCACUCUUCAGUCCCCCGCUCACCUGAAGGUCCAGCGGAGCAUCUCAGCAAACCAGAAGCAGCGCCGUUUUAGUGACCACGCUGGUCCAUCCAUUCCUCCUGCUGUGUCCUAUACCAAAAGGCCCCAGGCGAACAGCGUGGAAAGUGAACAGAAAGAGGAGUGGGACAAAGAUGUGGCUCGUAAACUUGGCAGCACAACCGUGGGAUCAAAAAGCGAGAUGACCACCAGCCCUCUUGUGGGGCCAGAGCGGAAGAAGUCUUCAACCAUUCCAAGUAGCAAUGUGUAUUCUGGAGGCAGCAUGGCCAGAAGGAAUACCUAUGUCUGUGAAAGGACCACAGAUCGAUAUACAGCAUUGCAGAACGGAAAAGACAGCAGCCUCACGGAGAUGUCUGCCAGUAGCAUAUCUUCUGCAGGCUCUACUGUGGCUUCCGCUGUGGCCUCAGCACGACCCCGCCACCAGAAGUCCAUGUCCACUUCUGGCCAUCCGAUUAAAGUCACACUGCCAACAAUUAAAGAUGGUUCUGAAGCCUACCGGCCUGGCAGUACUACCCAGAGAGUGCCUGCUGCUUCCCCAUCUGCUCACAGUAUCAGUGCUGCCACCCCAGACAGGACCCGUUUCCCCCGAGGGAGCUCCAGCAGGAGUACUUUCCACGGCGAGCAGCUCCGGGAGCGACGCAGUGCUGCUUACAAUGGGCCACCUGCUUCCCCAUCCCAUGAAACGGGUGCAUUUUCACAUGCCAGAAGGGGAACAUCCACUGGUAUAAUCAGCAAAAUCACGUCCAAAUUCGUUCGCAGGGAUCCAAGUGAAGGCGAAGCCAGUGGCAGAACCGACACCUCAAGAAGUACAUCAGGGGAACCAAAAGAAAGAGACAAGGAAGAGGGCAGAGAUUCCAAGCCGCGUUCUUUGCGGUUCACAUGGAGUAUGAAGACCACUAGUUCUAUGGACCCUAAUGACAUGAUGAGAGAAAUCCGAAAAGUGUUAGAUGCAAAUAACUGUGAUUAUGAACAGAAAGAGAGGUUUUUGCUUUUCUGUGUCCAUGGAGAUGCUAGACAGGACAGCCUUGUGCAGUGGGAGAUGGAAGUCUGCAAGCUGCCGCGGCUGUCACUUAACGGGGUCCGCUUCAAGCGAAUAUCUGGGACAUCUAUUGCCUUUAAGAACAUUGCAUCCAAAAUAGCAAAUGAGCUUAAGCUGUAAAGAAAUCCCCAUUUACAGGAUCAGGGAAGACACGUCCAGAUAGGAGGUACAGUCUUUUGAAUAUACUGGUUAAUGCCUCAUGUGGUCCACCUGUGAAUCACCCCAUGUAGAAUCUACCCGUAAUGCAAUAAGGUUAUAUAUAGUUACAAACUGCAAAAUUAAAAGCGCGUAUGAACUAUAAUGAAUAUCUGUAGCGUACAAAGUCGGUUCACAUGUACAGGUAAGUAUACUGUGUCUUUCUGUUCAUUUUCUGUUCAUAGAGUUGUAUAAUAAAACACGAUUGCUUAAAAACUUG
Ochotona princeps (American pika) is the source of this 3265-nucleotide messenger RNA. RefSeq names its product microtubule affinity regulating kinase 1 (gene MARK1). NCBI's taxonomy places the organism in Eukaryota, Metazoa, Chordata, Mammalia, Lagomorpha, Ochotonidae. Gene Ontology annotation, molecular function: tau-protein kinase activity; ATP binding; protein serine/threonine kinase activity. Gene Ontology annotation, biological process: intracellular signal transduction; protein phosphorylation; microtubule cytoskeleton organization. The record is from RefSeq and is a predicted model, not a curated record. Bases 580 to 2970 code for a protein of 796 amino acids. The transcript has 18 exons. Gene Ontology annotation, cellular component: cytoplasm.